AUGGGAGUCGCCGCGCUGGGUUGCUCGCUAGCCUCGCUGGGUUUGCUAGUUUUGCUAGGGUUCGCUAGGGGUGACCAGUGGCAGGAUUCUACAGGAUAUCCUUCUGCUAGUGGAUGGCAGGCUGGAUAUCCUUCCAGCUCCUACGGGGCGCCGAGUCCUUCCUAUGGACCUCCUACGUACAAUACAGGAACGACAGGCUGUGCAACUGGGUUCAACGACAUCCUCCCAGAUAUUAGUGGAGUCAAGAAUAACAUUCUGGCAACAGGCACCUCAGCAGCAAUAGCCGCCAUCUUGGCUAAACUGCCGGCUUUGAUAUUUUUCAAGGUGCUGAUAUUCAAGCUGAUAGUAGUCCCGAUCCUCUUCAUGCUCGUGGCGAUCCCAGUGCUGGCUCCGUUGCUGAUGAUGCUGAUGCCCAUGAUGAUGAACAUGAUGGGGAUGAUGGGCAUGGGAGGUAUGGGAGGCAUGGGAGGCAUGACCACGACAUCAACCACUGCAACACCAGCGAGAAGGUCGGGCAAGAACCUGAGCGAGACGGAGGACGCCAGAGUGACAGAGAUAGAUGAAGUGUUCAGAUCUUUGCUGGGCUCUGGAAGAUGUUUGGAGAGAGUCGCCUGUACGCUGGGUAGCAAAGACAAGGAUAGCUCCUACAGGAAACCUAUCACUUGGUUACUAAAACAGCUGCAAGCGUUGGUCCCGGGCGACUACCGUGACCAGGUCAAGCUAUACAGACAAGCCUACAUGGUCGGAGCUGACCAGGGCUGUGAUCAGGAGAUAUACCAGUGCCAGACACCGCAGUUAUUGGUCCAACAGGAGCAGAGGACCUAUAGGCUGCUCUAG
Macrosteles quadrilineatus (aster leafhopper) is the source of this 837-nucleotide messenger RNA. RefSeq lists its product as uncharacterized. The record is from RefSeq and is a predicted model, not a curated record. The transcript is spliced from 5 exons. The coding region runs from base 1 to 837 and encodes 278 amino acids. Lineage: Eukaryota; Metazoa; Arthropoda; Insecta; Hemiptera; Cicadellidae.